Molecule: messenger RNA, 1966 nt
Organism: Haplochromis burtoni (Burton's mouthbrooder)
Lineage: Eukaryota; Metazoa; Chordata; Actinopteri; Cichliformes; Cichlidae
Gene: asb3
Product: ankyrin repeat and SOCS box containing 3
Exons: 9
Coding region: 217-1902 (561 amino acids)
Biological process (GO): intracellular signal transduction
Cellular component (GO): cytoplasm
Molecular function (GO): protein binding
Source: RefSeq, a predicted model, not a curated record
CAACAGGCGCCGCUCGGAAUGCUGUUGUUCCGUUCCUAACGUCUGUUUGGUAACUAAAGACACGUUUAUUUCUUGAUUUAAAUUAAAAACUUUUCCGGACCCAACAGAAACGUGUACGUCGGGUUGUGUAAAAUCAUCCAGAGUAACUCUGAGGUUGUGUUUUGACUGUUAAUCCUUGUUGGAGUUAAAGUAACGAAUGUCUCUGUGAACCUGGGCAUGGACUUCACUGAGUGCUACCGAGACACGGUGUCCAGUGUGGCCGCUGCUGCUCGCUCAGGCUGCACUAGGCGGCUGAGGACGCUGAUUCAGAGAGGCUGCAGUGUGGACUGUCGGGACAACCGAGGCUGGACCCCCCUGCACGAGGCGGCGGCAGCUGGCAGCAAAGUGUGCGUCCAGGAAAUCCUGUCAGCUGUCAGAGCACGCUCCUCCAGCUGUAGUCGUGUUUAUGUGAACCAUCUGACGCAUGAGGGUGAGUCUGCCUGUUACCUGGCAGCGCAGUGUGGACACCUGUCAGUGGUCCGACUGCUCCUCAAAGCACACGCUGAUAUCAACCAGCUCACUAACGACUUGUCCUGUCCUCUUUAUGAAGCUGUUAGCCACGGGCACACAGAUGUUGUAGCACUGCUGGUAAGCAAAGGUGCUGAGGUCAACAGAAUGCACACAGAGUCCGGCUGGACCUGCCUGCACCAAGCUGCAUAUAAGGGCCACACUGAGAUCGUGCGCAUUCUUGUUAACAAAUGCAACCUGGAGGAAGUAGAUGAUUACAGGAUUUCCCCGUUAUUUGUGGCUGCACAGUACGGACAGAGGGGGUGCCUGGAAAUACUCGUUAACGCCGGUGCCAACGUGAACACGCAGGCAGUUGAUCUGAGUACACCUCUGUUCAUCGCCUCUCAGGAGGGACACCAGGCCUGUGUGGACUUCCUGUUGGACCACGGGGCUGACCCUAACAUGGUCUGCAGUCACGACUGGCCUCAGUUUGCCAUUCACGCCGCAGCCCAGUUUGGUCACAUCGGCAUCCUCAGGAGCCUCAUAGCUGUUACGGAUCAUGCGUGCGACCGUGGCGAGAGCAUGGUGAGUCCGGUGUAUGUAGCUAUUAACAGCGAUCAGACCAAGAGUGUGGAAUUGCUGUUGAAGGAAGGUUACAGCCCAGACGCCCAGGACUGCUCACACACCCAUGGCCUCCUCUCACCGCUCUCCCUGGCCUUGUAUCGCACACCCCAGAAACCUUACAGUGAGUCGGUGAAACUGCUGAUAGCUGCAGGAGCAAGGUUGAAUGAGGAAGAUUGGAUUUAUGCUUUGGCCACUGACGAAGCAGACCUGCUGCAGCUGAUAUUUGAGCACCGGUGGAUACCUCGCCCAGAGGCUGUGACCAGCGACGAAUCUGUACUGCAGCAUGAUGGGAAAACUGAGCUGAAGCUGAGAGAACUGAACGAGAUGCUCUGUGUGGCUCUAAACCAAGUACAUUUUGCUGGCUGCUGGCUUCCUCUUCUCCUGAAGGCAGGACUGGAACCAUCUUUACUGCUUCAGCCCCACAUGUUGGAAGAGGCAGACAGCCAGGUGUUAAAUUACCUCCUUGAGUUUGUAAACUGGUCGACUUUAUCUCCCCAUUUGAAACAUAUUCUGGAUCGAAGGGUGGCAGAAAAGUCCUGGGAUCCACAUCCAUGUUUCGACUCCGUCCCCUGUCUUUCCCACAUCUGCCGGCUGCAGGUCAGAGCACUGCUGGGACCAGAUAUCCUGAUGAGGACCAAUGUCGUCCAACAGCUUCCUGUCCCCAACCUGCUUCAUGAUUUCCUUAAGUUCAGGGACAUCCCAGAAGCUUCAUACCCACACGCGCCACUAUUGCCAAUUUUACAGCGAAUCGAGGAACAUCGCAAUACACACCAGCACAGACAUGUUCUAUGACCACAUCGGUGUCUUAUGUUCAAACCCAAGAAUCCAUAUUAUUCCAUUAAAUGCAAAUAUUCAA